Molecule: messenger RNA, 4297 nt
Organism: Suncus etruscus (white-toothed pygmy shrew)
Lineage: Eukaryota; Metazoa; Chordata; Mammalia; Eulipotyphla; Soricidae
Gene: SKI
Product: SKI proto-oncogene
Exons: 7
Coding region: 1-2226 (741 amino acids)
Biological process (GO): negative regulation of BMP signaling pathway
Cellular component (GO): nucleus
Molecular function (GO): DNA-binding transcription factor activity, RNA polymerase II-specific; RNA polymerase II cis-regulatory region sequence-specific DNA binding; SMAD binding
Source: RefSeq, a predicted model, not a curated record
AUGGAGGCGGCGGCGGCGGCGGCGGGCGGGCGAGGCGGCGGCGGCGGCUUCCAGCCGCACCCCGGGCUGCAGAAGACGCUCGAGCAGUUCCACCUGAGCUCCAUGAGCUCGCUGGGCGGCCCGGCCGCCUUCUCGGCGCGCUGGGCGCAGGAGGCCUACAAGAAGGAGGGCGCCGCGGCCAAGGAGGCGGCGGGCGCGGCCUCGGCGCCGGCGCCGCUGCCCGCGGCCGCCGAGCCGCCGCCGGUGCUGCACCUGCCCGCGCUGCCGCCGCCGCCGCCGCCGCCGCCGCCCGUGCUGCCCGGGCCCUUCUUCAUGCCGUCCGACCGCUCGACCGAGCGCUGCGAGACGGUGCUGGAGGGCGAGACCAUCUCGUGCUUCGUGGUGGGCGGCGAGAAGCGCCUGUGCCUGCCGCAGAUCCUCAACUCGGUGCUGCGCGACUUCUCGCUGCAGCAGAUCAACGCCGUGUGCGACGAGCUGCACAUCUACUGCUCGCGCUGCACGGCCGACCAGCUGGAGAUCCUCAAAGUCAUGGGCAUCCUGCCCUUCUCGGCGCCGUCCUGCGGCCUCAUCACCAAGACGGACGCCGAGCGCCUGUGCAACGCGCUGCUCUACGGCGGCGCCUGCCCGCCGCCGCCCUGCAAGAAGGAGCUGGCGGCCGGCCUGGCGCUGGGCCUGGAGCUGAGCGCGCGCAGCCUGCGCGUCUACCACGAGUGCUUCGGCAAGUGCAAGGGGCUGCUGGUGCCCGAGCUCUACAGCAGCCCCAGCGCCGCCUGCAUCCAGUGCCUCGACUGCCGCCUGCUCUACCCGCCGCACAAGUUCGUGGUGCACUCGCACAAGGCCCUGGAGAACCGGACCUGCCACUGGGGCUUCGACUCGGCCAACUGGCGGGCCUACAUCCUGCUGAGCCAGGACUACACCGGCAAGGAGGAGCAGGCGCGCCUGGGCCGCUGCCUGGACGACGUCAAGGAGAAGUUCGACUACGGCAACAAGUACAAGCGGCGGGUGCCCCGGGUGCCCUCAGAGCCCCCAGCCUCCAUCAGGAAGACGGACGAGGGUCCCGCGCAGCCCCCCACGUCUUCUGACAAGGACAAACAGUCGGGUUGGCCGCGCGGCCUAGCCAGCCCCUCCAGCAAAAGCCUCGGCUGCUCGCACCCGCGCCAGCGACUCUCUGCCUUCCGCCCCUGGUCCCCUGCCGUGUCCACGAACGACAAGGAACUGUCCCCUCACUUGCCAGCCCUGAUCCGAGACAGCUUUUAUUCCUACAAGAGCUUCGAGACGGGUGUGGCCCCCAAUGUGGCACUGGCCCCACCAGCUCAGAAGGUGGUCAGCAGCCCAGCCUGCGCCCCGGCGGUGUCCCGCAUCCCCGAGCCCCUUGCCACGUGUAUGCAGCCAAGGAAGCGGAAGUUGACGGUUGAUGCCCCUGGGGUCCCAGACCCCCCCCUGCCCACUGGCGUCCCUGAAGAGGACAAGGACUCAGAGGCAGAGGUGGAGGUGGAGAGUCGCGAGGAGUUCACCUCCUCCCUGUCCUCGCUCUCCUCUCCAUCCUUUACCUCAUCCAGCUCCGCCAAGGACCUGAGCUCCCCGGGCAUGCACGCCCCAGCCCCAGCCAGUGGCGCCCCGGACCCCGCACCCCCUGGGGAAGCCACAAGCGGGGGACUGGAGGCAGAGCUGGAGCACCUGCGGCAGGCACUGGAGGGCGGCCUGGACAGCAAAGAGGCCAAAGAGAAGUUCCUGCACGAGGUGGUACGCAUGCGCGUGAAGCAGGAGGAACGGCUGAGCGCUGCGCUACAGGCCAAGCGUAGCCUGCACCAGGAGCUGGAGUUCCUGCGCGUGGCCAAGAAGGAGAAGCUACGGGAGGCCACAGAGGCCAAGCGCAACCUGCGGAAGGAGAUCGAGCGUCUGCGGGCCGAGAACGAGAAAAAGAUGAAGGAGGCGAAUGAGGCGCGGCAGCGGCUGAAGCGGGAGCUGGAGCAGGCGCGGCAGGUCCGGGUGUGCGACCAGGGCUGCGAGGCUGGCCGUCUGCGCGCCAAGUACUCGGCACAGAUCGAGGACCUGCAGGUGAAGCUGCAGCACGCUGAGGCCGACCGAGAGCAGCUCCGGGCCGACCUGCUGCGGGAGCGUGAGGCGCGUGAGCACCUGGAGAAGGUGGUGAAGGAGCUGCAGGAGCAGCUGUGGCCCCGGCCACGGCCCGAGCCGGGCGGGGAAAGCACUGGGCUGGAGCCCUGACCACACCGCGCCUGUCCCGCACCACGUGUCACUGUGCCUCGGGCCGAGUGAGCGUCCAGAGCCACGUUCCGCGGCCACGUCCAAGUGAGCGGCUGGGACCCCAGCGGCGCCUCCACCAUCACUCUGUCAUAAGCUAUUGACACCAAUAAGGAGACUGACUCGGUUCUGUGCUGACUGACCCCCACGCCGGACACCAGCCCAGGCCCCGCCCGCGGCCGCCUGAGGACAGCGGCUUUUUCUCCAGAGUCUAUUUUUUCAGCGACAAGGGCCCAGGUCCCCGAGCGGCCGCCGGGAGGGGGUGGGCACCCGCCUCCCUCUGCAGGGCCGGCUGGGCCUUCUCCGUGGGGGAGAGCAGGGGGUGGCCCCGCGCUCAGCAUGGCCCAUGGCACUGCCGAGUCCGGGGCCUGAGCAGCGGCGUCGCGCAGAGCGGCAUCAUUUCACUUUUCCUUUCGUUGGUUUGUUCAUUUAAGCGUCUAUUUAGAACUGCACUUUGUCCACAAUCUCCCUUUUUACUCCCCGGUUAACUGAGGUCUGACGCUGCAUCCGGCGCGGAGGAUCUUGAGCAGCGCCAUAAGUGCUCAGCGCUGGGGCCCCCUGGUGCUUGGUUGAACAAGGGAAUCACAAGAAACGAAAAUGCAGAAACUGAACUUGGGGGGUGGUUCUGUGCCUUCCAGCAUCUUGUACAGCCAAUCCUGACUCGUCUUUUUUUUAACCCCAAAAUACGUCUACAGUAGCGGUCGAAUCUGCCCUAUCAAUACGUUACUUGCAUUUAUUCCAAAUAAUCUCGUUUACUCGACUGUUUAUGCAAAUUGUAUAAGGUUUCUUAUGCCCAAGCUUGAAAAUUGAUUUCCCAGUAGACGAGAGGCAGUGGUCCACCCUGAGAUCAUGGUAUUUAUUCACACGCGAGAGAUCUAGUGGGAUUCUGCGCGUGACGCCUGGCGGAGCGGCCGUGCGUGCACAUGCGUGCGGACUUGGGGACUCUGGGACCCGUCUGCGAGCUGCCUGGGUUUACUGGGGACGGUUCCGCCGGCCCCCCUCUAAAGUGCAAUGCAGAAGGGACACGCGCAGGUUUGUCUGGCCUCGUUUUUGCUUUUGUUUUCUGCAGUUUCUGAUGUGUGUGCAUGGAGCUGUUCCUGUCCCCACCCCACCCGUCCGUCCCCCAUGGGCAUUAUCACCUUGUCCUCGGGCCUCUUCCGAACACGCAGCUCCGCCAGCCUCACCCCUCCAGGCCCCGUUUCGGCCCUCGCUUCCCGGAAGCCGCCAGCAGCAGGGGCCAAGCUUCAUGCCUGUGCUUCGGGCCCCGCGAUGUUCGCUUCUGAGUUCCCGGCUCCAGGGAGUGAGGACGUUCCUAAGUUCCUAAGGCAGCCUCUGCCUGCCCCCCUCACUGUCCCCGCUACCCGUCGCUGAGCUUGACCCUCCUCCCCCAGUGCUGUGCCCUCUCCCUCCCCGAGAGUCCUCCAGGCCGGCCGUGGACCUGGUGUUGGGGGGAGGGACACAGGCAGCCCCGGUCACCAGCAGCUCAGGUGCGGGCAUCCGGGCCUCUUCCAUCAGGGCCGCGUCCACGGGCAGGCCCGCUCUGGACCCGCCCAGUGCCUGCCGCUGAGCCCCCGCGCCCGGCCCCGAAUUCUGUCUGCCGAAGGAGAGAACCAACAGCAAUAACGCAUCUACGAGCAGCUAAUCGCCCUCCCGCUUUGCUGCACACGUGGCCAGUGUGAGCGCGGACAUGUACAUACCCCACUCUUGUACAUACAUGUACAUGUGCUGGUCCUUUUCCAGAACUUUCCUACCUGGUUGUCAGCGUCAUCUUGUUUUCUGGGCUGUUUUCAACUAAGGGGGAAUGUUGCUCUGCCCCCCAGCCCCCCAGCCCCCCACCCCGCCUGCGGAGCCCAGGUCACAAACCCCAUUUCUGUUCCAUUAAGACCCUGGGCCCACCGAGUGUCCGCCUCGCCUCCGUCUGUCCGUCCCUCCUUUGCUGCUGCUAAUGACAAUAUGACUUACUCUACUAUUGGAAGACUAUUUUUAUGUAAUUAAUGUAUGCUUUCUUGUUUAUAAAUGCCUGAUUUAAAAAAGA